Zostera marina is the source of this 2034-nucleotide messenger RNA. The record is from the annotation of a GenBank genome assembly. NCBI's taxonomy places the organism in Eukaryota, Viridiplantae, Streptophyta, Magnoliopsida, Alismatales, Zosteraceae.
AGAAUUGAGUGGUUGGUGAGAAGAAAUCCAACAGUCAAAAAACGUGUCUCUACAAUAACAACCCAUAACUCCACCUACUUAUACUCAAAAUCUUCUGACUUUUCACCUUCAUUCUCUUAUUCGGUGUUUCAUCUGAGAUCGGGCAGGCUUUUAAUUCCAGAAUCGAUUUGCAGAGAUGCCAUCAUCAAGUGAGAUGUCAUCAUCAAGUGAUUCUCUGGUAGACUCAACGGAACUAAAGAAUGCACCAUUGAGAAUUGACAAAGACGUAGAUUCUGUUCUUGACAACGGAUGUCUUUCCAUUGUAGUUCUCGGUGCUUCUGGUGAUCUUGCAAAGAAAAAAACUUUUCCUGCACUCUUUCAUCUCUUCAAGCAGGGAUUCUUGACAACCAAUGAAGUUCACAUAUUUGGUUAUGCUAGAUCAAAGAUUACGGAUGAGGAUCUAAGAGAUCGUAUUAGCAGUUAUCUAAGUCCUGGUGAAGUUUCAACAGAGUCAUCAGAAAGCCUCUCAAAGUUUCUUAAGCUGAUUAAAUAUGUGAGUGGUUCUUAUGACCAUGAGGAUGGUUUUCUAUUAUUAAAUGAUGAGAUUUCUAAACAUGAAACCACGAAGAAUAGUCAAGAAGGAACAUCUAGAAGACUCUUUUAUCUGGCGUUGCCUCCUUCAGUAUAUCCGUCCGUCUCCAAAAUGAUCCGAACGUGCUGCAUGAAUCAAUCACAUCUUGGUGGUUGGACUCGGAUUGUUGUUGAGAAACCAUUUGGCAAGGAUCUGAAAUCUUCAGAGGAACUCAGUGCUCAACUUGGAGAACUUUUUGAUGAACCUCAAAUUUAUCGUAUUGAUCAUUACCUUGGAAAGGAAUUGGUUCAGAACUUGUUGGUGCUUCGGUUUGCAAACCGUUUCUUCUUACCUCUGUGGAACCGUGAUAAUAUUGCUAACAUACAGAUUGUCUUCAGGGAGGAUUUUGGUACUGAAGGCCGUGGUGGUUAUUUUGAUGAAUAUGGCAUUAUACGUGAUAUUAUUCAGAAUCAUCUCUUACAGGUUCUUUGUUUGGUUGCUAUGGAAAAACCGGUGUCGCUUAAACCUGAACACAUAAGGGAUGAGAAAGUGAAGGUUCUUCAGUCUGUUGUACCAAUUAAAGAUGAAGAUGUUGUUCUGGGGCAAUACCAGGGUUAUACAGAUGACCCAACAGUUUCUGACAACUCAAACACUCCAACAUUUGCUACUGUCGUAAUGCAUAUACACAAUGAAAGAUGGGAAGGUGUUCCGUUCAUACUAAAGGCUGGAAAGGCAUUGAAUUCAAAAAAAGCUGAGAUACGUGUUCAGUUCAAAGAUGUGCCUGGUGAUAUCUUCAAAUGUCAGAAACAAGGCAGAAAUGAAUUUGUCAUUAGGUUGCAGCCGUCAGAAGCCAUGUAUAUGAAACUGACAGUGAAGAAACCAGGACUAAAUAUGUCUACUAUUCAAAGCGAACUGGAUUUAUCUUACAGCCAACGAUAUCAGGAUGUCAUCAUUCCUGAGGCAUAUGAACGUUUAAUUCUAGACACAGUAAGGGGAGACCAACAGCACUUUGUCCGAAGAGAUGAACUCAAGGCGGCAUGGGAGAUUUUUACGCCAUUGUUACACAGAAUUGAUGAUGGGGAAGUAAACCCAAUUUCAUACAAGCCAGGUAGUCGUGGUCCGGCUGAGGCAGACGAGUUACUAUCCAAGGCAGGUUACAGGCAGACACAUGGCUAUAUAUGGAUUCCUCCCUCUCUAUAAAUCUCAUGGUCAGGCACUAGUACAACCUGGGUAUAUUUUUAGAAGUCUUAUGCCAUAUAUCAAUCUGUUAAGGUAAAGUUUGAAUAAUUUAAUGUACUUAUGUCUCAAUAAUGUUGUAAGUUUAAUAUACUACCUGUGAUUUAUGCAAUGAAUAAUCAAUAAUCGUAAGCUAGUUUUGCCUAGCUUUCAAAAUGAAUGACAAUAUAUAGACAAGUGUAUACAGAUUUUUAUAUAUCAUGACAGUAGAAAUUGGUAUCUAAUUUUUUACCAAUUCUAAUGUAAAU